GUAAUAAACCAUAUGCUAACUCUUUACAUUUUGUAAUGAAGUUUUGAAAUGCAAGAUUGCAAGUAUGCAAAUUUCAAACCAAAUGCUGAUUUGAAGCUCUUCUGGUAUGGAAGGCCCAUAGGAAGCCCAUAAAACCUCAAACUGGGUUAAGACACGACAAACAGCUGUCCAGCCCAACAGCCCAAUUUUCAGCUCACCAGCUAAGCUACCAGGUCAAUUUCCACCGACGAUCUUCUCCGAUCAGACAAACAACCAACCAAAAAAACCAAUCAUCAUUGAUGGCGUAAUAGUUGCAGCGUCUGUUUGUUGGAUUUCACUUUACCCCCUUUUCACUCUACCCUCCUAACUAAUAUCUGAUUUACUUGGAUUUUGCUCCUCGAUCGUUCACUCCCAAUUCAGAUACACACUGAAAGGCGACGACGGUGUGUGAUUCAGAGAAGAUAAACAGUGAAAAAAAUGUCGAAAGUGGUGGAUGAGUUCUCCGACGAAGAGGAGGAGGAUCGCGAGAAUCUUAUACCCGAGAAUGCCAGACCAAACGACGCCGGCAAGUCUCCCAACUGCCACCGCCGCUCGGCGUUCCACAUCGACGACGAUUUUCGAAGUCGGCUUUCCGCCGUCUCUCGCAAGCUUAACAAGAGGUACCUUCUCGCGAUUUUUCUGCCUUUGGUGAUUUUGAUGCUCUAUUUCACCACCGAUUUGAAAAGUUUGUUCCAAAUGCGUAUUCCGGCGAUUAAGGACGUUAGCGGUAGCAACCCAUUUGUCAAUAGAAUGCGUGAGUCGGAAUUGCGGGCUCUGUAUUUGCUUAAGCAGCAGGAACUCGAGCUUCUUAAGAUGUGGAAUUAUACCACAUUGGUGAAUAAGUCGAAUUUUAGCUCGGCGAAUUCGAAUCCAACUUCGGAAGAUUUGAAAUCUCUGGUUUUUAGCCAAAUUUCAUUGAACAAGCAAAUUCAAGGGAUUUUACUGUCAUCCCACGAGAGUAGGGAUGCUCUGGAUUUCACUGAAAAUAACACUGAUGUGAGUUUCUCUAGUUGGAAUAGGUGCCCGAAGGUCGAUCAUAGAUUGUCAGAUAGGAAAACGAUCGAAUGGAAACCGAAGCAGAACAAAUAUUUAUUUGCCAUUUGUGUUUCUGGGCAGAUGUCGAACCAUUUGAUUUGUCUCGAAAAGCAUAUGUUCUUCGCGGCCUUGCUUGAUAGAAUCUUGGUGAUCCCUAGUUCGAAAGUCGAUUACGAGUUUCAUCGUGUUUUGGACAUCGAACACAUCAAUAAGUGUUUGGGGAGGAAAGUUGUGGUGACUUUCGAGGAAUUUGCUGAAAGUAAGAAGCACCAUUUGCAUAUCGACAAGUUCAUGUGCUAUUUCUCUUCUCCUCAGCCAUGUUUUAUGGACGACGAGCGCGUGAAGAAGUUGAAAGGUCUGGGGGUCUCUUUGAGUAAGAUUGAAGCUGUUUGGAAAGAGGAUGUUAAGAAUCCGAAUCAUAGGACAGUCGAGGAUGUUUCAGCAAAAUUCUCUUCGGAUGUUGAUGUAGUUGCAAUCGGAGAUGUUUUUUUUGCAGAUGUGGAGAGAGAAUGGGUUAUGCAGCCUGGGGGACCGAUUGCCCACAAAUGCAAGACUUUGAUCGAGCCGAGUCGGCUAAUUUUGCUAACUGCUCAACGUUUUAUUCAGACGUUUUUGGGGAAGGACUUUGUAGCUCUUCAUUUUCGUCGCCAUGGUUUUCUGAAAUUCUGCAAUGUUAAGCAUCCGAGCUGCUUUUACCCCGUGCCUCAAGCUGCAGAGUGCAUUAAUCGGGUGGUUGAAAGGGCUAAUACGCCAGUGAUAUAUCUCUCUACAGAUGCUGCAGCAAGUGAAACUGGUUUGCUGCAAUCCCUUGUUGUCUUGAAUGGAAAGUCAGUGCCGCUUGUACAAAGACCCGCUCGUAAUUCAGCUGAAAAAUGGGAUGCUUUGCUAUAUAGACAUGGGCUUGAAGGAGACUCACAGGUUGAGGCGAUGCUCGAUAAGACUAUAUGUGCCUUGUCAUCUGUGUUCAUCGGGGCCUCUGGCUCGACUUUCACAGAGGAUAUCUUGCGGUUGCGUAAGGACUGGGGAUCGGCAUCUCUAUGUGACAAUUAUUUGUGCCAAGGAGAAAUCCCGAAUUUUAUUGCGGAAAAUGAGUAAAAAUUGGGAGACUUUAUAUCCUUACUUUGCUCUUUGGGAAAUUUCUGCAGCUAUAUAAGCUGUUUGUGUGUGGUGGAGAGGAAGUCCGUGAAGACGAGUUAGUUCGACUGCUGGGGAUGGCUGUCGGUAAUUUUGCGAAAAAAAAAAAAAAAAUGUUUUGACAGCUUAAUAACAUUCUGUAAAUGGGAUCUUGUCUGAUUUAUGUGGAUCUAUGUAAAUUGUAAUAAGAACUUAAUAAUGUAUCUGGCUUUGUUCCUUGUAAAUUGUAAUAAGCUGUGGCUUUACUGUUAUUCAGUUUGUUUCUUGUGGUUCUUGUGAGUUUAUCUUGUUUAGCCAUAUAUGUAUGAUACUACAACAUGGGACAUUUUAGUGUACGUAUAUUUGUGAAUAAUUCUUGCUGUUAUGUGAUGAAUAUCAUAUGAAAUGUUUGUUUGGUUGA
Messenger RNA from Striga asiatica, 2587 nucleotides. NCBI's taxonomy places the organism in Eukaryota, Viridiplantae, Streptophyta, Magnoliopsida, Lamiales, Orobanchaceae. The record is from the annotation of a GenBank genome assembly.